Messenger RNA from Fomitopsis serialis, 2463 nucleotides. RefSeq lists its product as uncharacterized. Lineage: Eukaryota; Fungi; Basidiomycota; Agaricomycetes; Polyporales; Fomitopsidaceae. The record is from RefSeq and is a predicted model, not a curated record. Bases 1 to 2463 code for a protein of 820 amino acids. The transcript has 12 exons.
AUGGUACUGGUCAUAUUUUCACACUACGUCGUCGCGCACGUUGCGUUCAGUAUUGAAGAGUCUCUCGAUAACAUUUUUCCCGCACCGCUUGAUUUCAAUGAGAAUCAACCCUUCGACCCGGAAAAUGCAGAGGAGAAUGAUGAAGGUGCAACAGGCGCUGCAGUAAUCGAGAGGCAGGGUGAUGACGAUGUCCGAAACCUACUCGAUAGCGAAAGGAGGCGGAGCCGCAAGGGCAAACAACCAGAACGCCGCGAUGUUCUCCAAAGAUGGCCCGCCGAGCGUAGAUCGCAGGCUGAGUCGAAAUCUCCCGAUAUGUCAUUUGAGGGCAACGCCCAAGGCAGCAGGCACGGCAACGGUAUCAUUCGGGAGCCUGAGCCUGGCCCUUCGUCGAGAUCUCCUGAUGCUGAACCGAGCAUGAUACAUAUGAAGCGUAAAAUCCGGAAAGCCAAGCUAGACUACACAUGGCACGCGAAUGCAGGGCCAACUCCCAUUGCGAAGCCUCCGUCCACUCUUGACGCAGAUGAUCUUGGAACACUAUUCCUACAUCGUAUCCUGAGCGCGAAUGGCAAGGUGACGGACGCCGUACAAGUAUGGAUGUGGGAUCAGUUUGAUGACGGUUCAACUGGUUGGCGAAGUAUCAACGAGUCCAACCUUCCUCAUCACCCUAUGUCGCCUGAACUCACGCUAUCGUUCACGCCUACCGGGGACCCCAGUUGGAUCGUCUCCGGUCGCCUCGAUAUCAUGAUUGGAUCCUCAAACCACGUCGUAUCCAGCAGUAUUGUCACGAAGAUGAAGGAGGCAAACAUGGCGAUGGCGAAGGUAAUGAGGGAGGAGGAGGAGGAGGGGGAUCAUGCCGCAGAUGAAGACGUGGAUGAACUCGAGGAGAGCGAUGUCGACGGCCCAGAACGUGCGGAGGAGCGGCGCCAAGUGAACAUCAAGUUCCACGGCGACUAUAGAUGUGAUUACUGCAAGCGUGCUGAGGAAUGGGCACAAAAACGGGCAGCGAAGGUUGUGAAGGGCCCCAGUGAAAUCACACCGUUCAUUUGCACGAUCUCUGGGAGACGGAAGCGUUGCGACUUCUGCUCAAAGGGCCGGCGCACACCCUGCUCGCUUCAGCCAUAUCUCAUCAACAAUUUGAUCAGCGUUGAUAAGGACCUUGUCGGCACAUACACAAUCAACCACGCUCCCGAGGCCACAGUUACUGGCAUCGAGUCCAACAACAAGAUCUACUCGGCAGUCCGCGUACAGGACAGUUUGCCUCGAACGAAGCGUAUGACCAGCCCCGCAAAGCCCAAGCGCAAGAACGCAGUGAAAGCAGCGAAAAGGGUCGCAAGGGCUCGCAGCAGCGCAAGCCUGCCCCGCAAGCGUGCUCAACCUAUCGCCACCUCAGUAACUGGAUCGUCUUCGCAUUCAAAUAACUCGCAAAGUCAUGUCGAGACCGAUCUUCUGAACCAGGAGGGAUCUCGUCUCCGCAGCACUGCGGAGGAGGCCCUAGAUGGCCUGUGCAGUGAUGUCCGCAGACUCGAGAGCGAGAUGUACGAACUUCGCAACACAUUGGAAGCCGAGCGGGCAUUCCGGAAGGAGGUAGCAGUCGAUCUCGCCAAACUUCGCAGUGAGAUGGAUGACCUACGCGCCGGCGCUGGUGCGCGCUCCUUGGCCGCUCUUGAACUGGAUAUAUCAGCGUUCGUUGCCAAGGUUAGGAGGCAGUUGGGCAGUGUCGAUGAUCGCGGUGAUCGUGGCACGACCCAUCAAGCGGCUGGUAUGUCCAGUGAGCCUGGCGAAGGCAACGACGGCCACGGUGCUACGCCCGUCGCAGGCCCGUCGUGCUACAUGCGGCGGCGCUCAAGCGCUCAACGCUCACCACCCCCACCACCCCUGCACCACCCCGCAGCUGCUGCAGCUCCGUCGCAGCCCCGCCGUCGUUGUUCGUCUGAGGCCAGCCCGGAACAAAGGGACCCGCCAGCUGGCGGGUUGAAGCACGGCGGCUUAGCCCGCGUGGACGUCCGCCAGGUCGACAUGGGAGUCGACAUGAAGUGUCGGCGCGACGAAUCCCUGCGAAACGUUGGCAGGAUAUCGCUUCUAAGCGUGGAUCUGAGACUGUCGCCGAUGGCGGGUUCACCGUCACCCGAAACCGACCCACAGGUUCAAGGCGACGACCUCCUCCGUUUCAUGCCCUCGACCGUGGACGGGAUAGUCAAAGCAACAGAGACAAAGGGCGGCGAGCUCCAAGUCGCGCAGCCAGUGGGGCGGUACCGUAGGAGGGCUACGCCCGGGUGCGAAGAAGAGCAAGCCCCUUACCAUGUACUUGCCGCGCCGGAUGCGCUGGCGAAGACAUUGCUUGCCGCGAAGAUAUCCGAACUGCAGCCCCCCCCCAUACUCGGAAUGCAGUGUCGCCGAUCGUUUCGCGGUGCCAACGCAAGGACUGAAGCCACGUCGUUGCAGUCGUGUCGUCGAGACAAGUAA